Emericellopsis atlantica is the source of this 2512-nucleotide messenger RNA. Its product is annotated as fungal-specific transcription factor domain-containing protein. The transcript is spliced from 5 exons. Gene Ontology annotation, biological process: regulation of DNA-templated transcription; DNA-templated transcription. Gene Ontology annotation, molecular function: zinc ion binding; DNA-binding transcription factor activity, RNA polymerase II-specific; DNA binding. The coding region runs from base 57 to 2249 and encodes 730 amino acids. NCBI's taxonomy places the organism in Eukaryota, Fungi, Ascomycota, Sordariomycetes, Hypocreales, Bionectriaceae. The record is from RefSeq and is a predicted model, not a curated record. Gene Ontology annotation, cellular component: nucleus.
CAUCCCCACAGCAGCCAGAGCCACCCAAUUUGGCCGCAACAACAUCCCCAUGCCACAUGGAACCCUCGCCCUCAGCUGCCAGCCGCAGACAAACAUGCGCACAAUGCAGGACACGCAAGGUCCGCUGCGACGGCUGCCUCGAUGGCUGUGCCCACUGCACGAGACUGGGGUACGACUGCUCCUUUCGAGCACCCACGAAUCCCGCGCAGACACCUGCACCCCUUCUUCAAAACAAGCGACCACGCGUCUCCCAUGCCUGCGAAAGCUGUAGUCGUGCCAAGGUGCGUUGCUCGGGAGAGGUAAGUGGUUGCAGGCGAUGCAGACUCAGGGAGAUCUCGUGUGUCUUUCCAGAGCAUGGCAUGAGGCGCGUCUCACUGAGCGGCCAAGGAGAUAGUGGCGGGCACAACCAAACGUCACAAUCUGACAAUGGUUCCCCCGGACUGCAUCAGACCGAGUCCCCUCGAACAACUGCUGCCAACAUGGACCGCGUGCACCCAGCUUCAUUGCUAGUUUCACCAGGAUCUCAACAGAAUUUCAUUCCUCAUGAGAAGGCCGCCGUGGCGUUGCGCCGAUUCUUUGAAUCCCUCCAUUGCCUCCCGGGUCUCGCAUUCCUCCACAAACCCUCGCUGAUGCGGCGUUUUUCCAAACGGAAGCUGGAACCACCCUUGCUGGCGGCCAUUGUCGCGCUGAGCUCCAGACUUCCUGGCGCGUCGAGUGAGGAGAAAGAAGUCGGCUUCCAGUGCGCCGACAUGGCUGAAGGUCUCGUGCUUCGCAGCCUCGGCCAGCCAACAUUUGUCGACACACAGGCGUUGCUGCUUCUUCUCAAGUUCAGGCACUGGACGGGUGCCUCCAACAUGGUCUUCCUGAGCAUGGCGCAGCUGACGAGGAUUGCAUUUGCCCUGCGACUCAAUUAUGAAAAGUCAAAUCUAUCCUUCUUCGUCCAGGAAUCCCGACGAAGGCUCAUGUGGGGCAUAUACAUGCUCGAUGUGAUUCUUGCCGAUGGACAGGAAGAGUUUACCACAUGCCCAAUCACCACGAUACAUCUCCGACUGCCGAGCAUGGAAGACAACUUUGAGCUCGAUGUCGAAAAUGCUUCUGAGCGAAUCGAGACCCAGGAUCGAUCUCCAACCAGCCUCGGCAUCAUUGCCUACUAUCUUCGUGUCAUGCAUCUGUAUGAUGGAAUCAUCCGAUAUCUCAAAAAAGCAUCAAGUCCAAAGAUGGCCACAGACGCGCAGUGGUCUGAGUUGCAGAGGCUAGAGAAAGAACUCAAUGCUUUCAUGGCACACCUCCCUUCAAACGAACGCUACUCGCAGAAGAAUCUCGAGCUACGCGCCUACUCGCCUCGGCUUUCGCGAUACGUCAUGACACAUGUCUGGUGGCACCAUUGCUACAGCAUCCUCUUCCAAGAACUGGCGCUCAACCCACGAGAUCACGGUACCACCAGGAUUCGAGAGCUCAUUGGUGAAAUGGGCAUUGAAGCCUGCCGAACCAAGUGCCUGGCUCAUGCCCAGAGCAUAGCCGACAUAUUCUCAUCACUAUUUGAUCUGGGUGGCGACACAUGUAUCCUGGACAUGGAGAUGGCACAUUGCGCCUUGAGCAGCGCGGAGAUUCUGAUGCAGAGCGCCAGCAACACCAUCUCGCAAGUGACCAUUUCGAGGGAAAAGACAUUGCAAAAAGUGUCAACGUGCCUUCGACUCGCCAAAGGCCUGUCCCCAAUGUGCCCAGCGAUCACUGAGAUGGUUGCUGAGUUAACCUCAGCUGUCGAGGCCUUUUCUUUAGGUCAAAGUACAUCGCCUGGGCUUGCGUCUACGAGCUGCACAGCCCUGCGGCCAUACGCCACCAAGCACAGCGCACUCUACCGAACCAGCUUCCAGGAUGACAGUUACAAUAUCGAGAUGGCCGACCCCCCGAGCGAAGCAGAUGGGCAGACCGCAGACCGAAACCACCUCGACAACGCCCAGUGCUCGUCCGGCUCGGGCCCCGAGGGUCAAGCGCCUGCCAGCCACAUGGCAACCCAGACAGCUGGGUUCAAUGAGUCCAUGACCCACGGCCCAUACGCAACCGAUGCCCAGGGCAACUCCCCAUGGGCUGGGUCUGUCUCCGAUAUUUGGGACCAGAUGUCUCUGUUCCAGGGUGGAUUCAAUGGCUUGGAUCUGACCGCAGAUGGGCCUGCCCUAUUGGACAUCUUGCCGUCGGGCGAGGGUCUACACCAUUCGUACAAUAGCUGGGGGCGGGAACCCAUGGGCUGAUUCAGGUUUGGCCCGACCGACGACGCCCUCCAAAAUUUCGGUUCGGUCGUCUCGGCUCGGCGAACAAAGAAUCGGGUCGCUGGCGUCCACCUCCGGGUCGGCCCCGCCAUGCUCCCCAUACCCCAUAAUCAUUCCCCACGAGGCGAUGGUCAGACAGAAUCUUGUCCUCACAGAUGCCCUCGGUGGUCUAUCUCGAAUACUUCCACGUGGUGCACUCAGGCAUGGCCAUGAGCCUCUGAGCAAUCCCAGACUAUAUAUCAUGC